UGAGAGGGGAUCCAAUAGACUGCCCUGACUACACAGUAUACCGUCUAAAUGCCCAGCACCUGCAACUGUCUUCACACGACCUUCAGUCUUGUCCUGGUAUCUGCACAAAGUAAUACAUUAAGGUAAAAAGAACGGCACACGGCAAUGAGCUCCUCUCUUCCCAAGAGCGAAUCUACGACCUCUCUGUUGAGAUCCUCAGCGGUACCGGUGAGUCGCAGAUCCGCACAUCAUUCCGAGCAUCAUGGGUCGCGCAGCCACCGCAGUAACCAUCAUCAACCCGAAGGAGGUAGCGGUGUACCUGGCGAGCCGUGUUGGAGCGAUGAGUGCGAGGCAAGCGCGCGCAGACCGCUUUGUCAACCGAGGCAUGCCGGUGGCAGGACAGACAGGAAUGGAGGUGAUAAACGGGGACAUUCCCACCACUUACAACAACACAGCAACCACUACGAUGACGGCUACAGACAGGAAGAAAUGAGAGAGCGGAUGGAUCGCAGUGGGAAAGACCGCAGUAAGUCGUCCAGACACCUCCACCCACACCACCACCAUCACAACACCUCCAAAUGUGACCUGCCGCCUGCGCAUCACCACGGGAACGCACGUCCGGACCGGAGGUCCUCGCCAACUCCAUCCUAUACAAAACAAUCCGACGACACUGCGUACUUUUUUGAAUCAAAGGACAGAAUAAUUGCUGGGUCGUCCACGAGUUUAAACUCUGACCCACCGGUAUCGUCCACGCCAGUGCCCCGUCCCCUUACCAGCCGCACCGCCAAAAGACUCAGCACAGCUCCACCUGAACAUGACUCCAAUCUGCAUCCGAUAGUGAAAUCAGUCUUCGGGCAGGACCAGAAGAAGAACUACAGAGCAGUGCAGUCCUGUGAGGAGGCGACUGGGGGGGCCUAUCUUGAGCCACUAGUUGCUAUGGCUCAGAAUGGAGGCAACAUGCACAACGUACUGGGGCCUGCUUGCAUCUUUCUACGCAAGGGCUUCGCUGAGAGCCGGCAGGCUGAUAGAGAGCUGAGGCCGGAGGAGAUGGAUGAGUUGCGCGAGGCUUUUAAAGAGUUUGACAAAGACAAAGAUGGCUUCAUUGGCUGUAAAGACCUAGGCAACUGCAUGAGAACCAUGGGCUACAUGCCUACUGAGAUGGAGCUGAUAGAACUGAGCCAGCAGAUCAACAUGAACUUGGGAGGACAUGUGGACUUUGAGGACUUUGUGGAGUUGAUGGGGCCCAAACUUCUGGCUGAAACAGCAGAUAUGAUCGGGGUCAAGGAGCUAAGGGAUGCUUUCAAAGAGUUUGACACAAAUGGUGAUGGCCAGAUCAGCACAUCUGAACUCAGAGAAGCAAUGAAGAAACUUUUAGGUCAACAGGUUGGUCAUAGAGACCUAGAGGACAUCCUACGGGACAUUGACCUGAAUGGAGACGGCCAUGUCGACUUUGAAGAAUUUGUGCGCAUGAUGUCUCGCUGAGUGUAGGUCAUGAUACCGACUGGUUCCUUUCCUGGUAAGAGAGGAUGAGAAGGAGAAGAAGAAGUGAAGGAGAGGCAGAGAUGGCAGAGCCCUUACCGACAGACCUCUUACCUCAGACUUCUGAACUACAGAAGGAGAAAACGACAUAUCAACCCCGCUCUGCUACUGCCACAUCUGAAGACAUGCACAGAAGCUGAAGGAACAACAUCAGUGAUCAUGAUGAUGCUGUUACUGCUGUCUCUAAGAGCAAAACAGAACAACAGCCAGCCUCCCACAGUUUUACAUUGUACAUUUCAGAUAUUAGAGAAAACAUAUCUAGGUGUUUACAGGGUCUAAAGAGCAAUGUGAUGUUUGAGCUACUUACACUCAUUGCAAUGGUUGGUUAAUGCUGUAGCAAAGUAAAGGAGACACAUUUACAUUUUCAACACUUUCUUACUUAUGCCAACGUCUCCUAUAACUAGUCUAAAGCAGCAUAUUCCCCUCUGGGGCUUUGGACUCCAAAAAUAAACUUUUUAGUGGCAAUAUUAUUAUAUCAGUGUACCAACUCUCAAAAUAUGUAUUGAUUGUGUGUGCGUUCAUGUGUGUUUGUGCACCUCAAUUAUCCUUUCCUGUAAGAUUUCAUAUGUCUUAAGCUACUGUACAGUUAGCGUCAAACCCAUGGCAUAUGCUGGCUCUAUCUUGAAUUAAAUGCCAUGUAUUACCACGGAUGCACUUUUUUAGAUUUUAUCAUUAUCAACACAUAUCGAGUUAUAUUAUACGAGUUUUGAACAUAGAUUGGUACCUGCUUUGACAAAUGGAAGGUCUGUUUCUUGAGAACCGAAUACUCUGGGGAAUGCGGUAGCAAUCAUAAUUAAUUGGUUUCUUCAGGCCAACCCAACACACAGUUUUGCACAUUGUUUUGCAUGAAUACUAAGUAUGCAUGCUCCACUUAUGAUUUAACCAGACACACUGUAACUCCCCAUACAAAUAAACAAUGUGCACCACAAACAAACAUAUACACAGUAUAUUAUUGUGGUGAUCAACAUAACACUGAAACCUGUGUGAGAAUGUGUGUGUGUGUGUAUUUAUGUACUGAUGAGAGUGUUUAUGUAUGAGUGCUUGUGUAUUUUGUUGUGCGAGUCUCCCUUAGGCAGUCUUAUUUGUGACUUUGCAUGUGUCUUCCUUGUGUGAUUCUAUGCAUGCCAAAUAGUAAAACAAUUUGUAGCAUAGUAGAUGAGAAUAAAGAUUUUUGUUGCAAAAA
This is a messenger RNA of Oncorhynchus keta (chum salmon), 2701 nucleotides long. RefSeq names its product calcium-binding protein 1. The record is from RefSeq and is a predicted model, not a curated record. The transcript has 8 exons. The coding region runs from base 145 to 1461 and encodes 438 amino acids. Gene Ontology annotation, molecular function: calcium ion binding. NCBI's taxonomy places the organism in Eukaryota, Metazoa, Chordata, Actinopteri, Salmoniformes, Salmonidae.